AGGGUCGCCAUGUCUUCCUUUGGCCUCGCCAUUGCGCUGCUGCUGCUGCUGCUGCUCUGCUUGACCUCUCCAGUCCUCUCAUGCACCAGCCAGGAGAAAGGCUCCCUCCUCCGGUUCCUCGCCGGGCUAUCGCGGCGCGGCGGCCUGCCGGCGUCGUGGCGCAGCAGCACGGAUUGCUGCUCGUGGGAAGGCAUCGCUUGCGACGGCGACGGCGGCGCUGUCGUUGAGGUCUCCCUGGCGUCGAGAGGCCUCGAAGGGCGCAUCUCACCGGCCCUCGCCAACCUCACCGGGCUGUUGCGCCUCAAUCUGUCCCACAACUCCAUCACCGGCCGCCUCCCGCCGGAGCUGUUGUCCUCCGGCAGCAUCGUCGUCCUCGACGUGAGCUUCAACAGCCUCGGUGGAGGUUUGGGGGAGCUACCAUCUUCAACGCCUGACCGGCCGCUGCAGGUACUGAACAUCUCGAGCAACAUGUUCACAGGGAUGUUUCCGUCAACGGCAUGGGAGAAAACAAGGAGCCUGGUUGCGAUCAACGCGAGCUACAACAGUUUUACUGGGGAGAUGCCUUCUUCUUUCUGCAUCAGCUCGCCGUCAUUCGCCUCGCUAGACGUUUGCAACAACAAGUUCAGUGGCAGUAUCCCCACCAGGCUAGGCAAAUGCUUUGGGCUUCAAGUGCUCAGGGCUGGCCAGAACAAUCUCAGUGGGACGAUCCCAGAUGAAGUGUUCAACGCUUCCUUGUUGGAGCACCUCUCAUUGCCAAACAUUGGAUUAGAAGGAAAGUUUGAUGGUGAAAAUGUGAUCAAGCUUCAGAAUCUGGCUGUCAUUGACCUUGGAGGAAACCAGUUCAGUGGAAAGAUUCCGGAUUCCAUAGGCCAGCUCAAGAGAUUACAGGAGCUCCAUUUGGACUGCAACAAUUUGUCUGGGGAGCUGCCAGCAUCUCUAGGGACCUGCACAGAUCUCAAAAUCGUCAAUCUCAAAGGCAACAACCUCAACGGGCAGCUUCGGCAGGUCAAUUUCUCCACCAUGCUCAAUCUGCAAGUUUUGGAUCUUAUGUUGAACAGCUUUACUGAAGAAAUUCCAGAAAGCAUCUACUCAUGCAGCAAUCUGACCGCGCUGCGCCUGUCUUCUAAUAACUUCAGUGGGCAGUUGUCACCAAGAAUAGGCAAUCUGAAGUCCCUCUCAUUUCUAUCACUUGCCAACAAUUCUUUUGCGAAUAUCACAAAUACACUUCAUGUGCUCAAGAACUCCAGGAAACUCACCACUUUGCUCAUGGCGAACAACUUCAUUGGUGAGAGGAUACCAGAUGACCUAACAGUAGAUGGAUUUGAGAACGUGCAGAUUUUAACCCUAGAUGGUUGUUCGUUGUCUGGUAAUUUACCUCUUUGGUUAUCAAAGCUUACUAGUUUGAGGAUUUUAGAUUUGUCUAACAAUCAACUGACUGGAUCAAUACCAGCAUGGAUCAAGAACCUAAACUUUCUCUACUAUCUAGAUUUAUCAAACAACAACCUUUCAGGAGAACUCCCAACAGCAUUGAUGGAGAUGCCAGUGUUACAGUCAGAAAAUUUUCAGGACAAUUUGGAUAACAGGGCAUUUGAACUCACUGUUUACAUAGGUUUCUCUGGAGAGAUCCCACAGCCGAUCUGCAACAUCAAGACAUUGCAGGUGCUCGACUUGUCAAGAAAUCAUCUAACUGGUGAAAUCCCUCAAUCUUUGAACGAACUGAACUUUCUAGCAGAGUUCAAUGUUUCUAACAACGACCUAGAAGGGCCUGUUCCAACUGGAGGCCAGUUUGACGCAUUUGCAAAGUCUAGUUUCGGCGGAAACCCAAAGCUAUGUGGCAGUAGCCUUGCUAUAACUUGUGGUUUUUCAGCAGACGCGCCUCUGGCUUCCAUCCUCUCAGCAAAACCAUUAAUCGACAAGACCGUCUUUGUGAUUGCCUUUAGUGCGUUCUUUAGUGUUGGAGUGCUGUAUGAUCAGAUGGUCUUAUCAAGGUUUUUUGGCUAG
Molecule: messenger RNA, 2001 nt
Organism: Setaria italica (foxtail millet)
Lineage: Eukaryota; Viridiplantae; Streptophyta; Magnoliopsida; Poales; Poaceae
Product: receptor-like protein 2
Exons: 2
Coding region: 10-2001 (663 amino acids)
Molecular function (GO): protein binding
Source: RefSeq, a predicted model, not a curated record